Messenger RNA from Funneliformis caledonium, 225 nucleotides. Lineage: Eukaryota; Fungi; Glomeromycota; Glomeromycetes; Glomerales; Glomeraceae. The record is from the annotation of a GenBank genome assembly.
AUACAAAUGUUUCUAAGAGAAUAUAUUGAUAAACUAUUUGACGAAACCUUAAAAGUUCUAAAAAAAAGAAAGCGUUCUUAUAGUAAUCAGUAUGCUUUAGAGAAAACGCCAUUCAAUGCUCUAAAAUGGGCACUUAUCGGAUAUAAUGGACCAAUAAAAGAAGUCGUUAAAAGGGCUUGCCAUCAAAGAUCAGCAAUAUCAUUUAAUCAUCAAGAGGAAAAAUAG